GUCGUGAAAUCAGACGAUGUGUUUAUAGCUACAGUACAUUCUCCGCAUCGAGCUUGCAUGUCAAGUCCUGACUGACGGCGGUUUUCAUAAUCCAUCAACAUUCUUCUAGGAACGCCCGGAGAAGACGAAAAGACCAGGAGAGUUAUGGCUGGAAGUACUUCGUGCGUUAAGGUGCCAGAGGUGCGUGAGGAUUCUUGUGCAUGCCGAAACUACAACCUCACAACUACUACUGCUGAACCAUUACUCGAUUUGCCACCCAAGCUACCAGAUAUUACCAAGUUCAACUUCACGAAAUGCAUGCCGGGGUGGACCUGUGACCCGGUGAUUCCGCAUUGCGCACCUUGCCCUCCGAAUGAAACCACUACCGGAGCGCCACUGACUACUAUUGGAACGCAACAGACCGCUACUAGAACGCCACAUAUUGCUACUGGAACACCACAGACCGCAACUAGAACUCCACAUAUUGCUACUGGAACACCACAGAUUGCUACUGGAACACCACAGACCGCUACUAGAACUCCACAUAUUGCUACUGGAACGCCACAGAUUGCUACUGGAUCGACACAGACACCUGUCACCGUAAAUGUGACCAUCCAGCCACGCUGCACCACAGCGGGCUGUCCUUUGUUAUUGUUUCUGCCUCUGUUGCUGAUCUUCCUGAUUGCAGCCAUCGUGUACCGAAUUUGGCAACUUUACCACCGCAAGGAAAACAGCAUUGCCGAAUCUUCCAACGACCCGCCAACUUCACCAAUAUGUAAAUACAAAAUCCGUUUCGAUGAAAAGGCCGAUGAACCACACAAAGAUCCAGCCGAAUUACCUGCACUCGCCCAUAAAAACCCAGUAUACGAAAAUGUGAACGAGGCUGAGUUGGCUGAUCCUAUGGAGGAAGUGCUCCCGACUAGUAGUGAGGGAGUCGGCGCAACCACCAAAGAUGAAACUAGAGGGUCGGGGAGCGCAGCCGAAGAAGCCAUCAAACCCGAGGUCGAGGUUGACCAAAACAAUGAGCCACCUGAGGAAAAGACUGAAGAUAAGAGUAGUAAAAGACGCCGUAAAAAGGUCACUAGUACGAAGGGGGAUGCUGCAAAAUAGGCGGAACCAUAUUUUUAAAAAGUGACCUUUAAAAAGAUAACAUUGUGAGUUAAUCGACUAGGUUCUCGUUUACUACUCGUUCAAUAAGUGUUUGUACUGUUUGUUCUCCGGGGUUUUUUUUUUUCAAAAAAAAAAUAAUGCAUUUGGACCGUUGGAAAGACAACGUCAAAAUUGGUUUUAUUUUAAUUUCUUCUUUCACCACAAAAAAAGGUUGCCUUUAAAAAGAUAACAAUAUGAGUUAAUAAUCGACUGUGUUCUCGUUUACUGGUCCUUCCAUUAUAUAUACGUCAUCAUUUACUAAUCCUUCAAUUAUUUACUUUCCAUAGGUUUACAGAAAACUUCUGCAGACUACAUUUUUGCACUUUAGUGUUGGUACAUGUAGGUUUUGAUAACACAAAUGUGGAAAUUAUGAAAAACCGGAGGCCGUUUUUAUGUGGUUUGAGCGAUACAAUUUAACAUUGUCGAAAAGGAGGUGAAAAUAAAUGUGCAGUAGUGCUAUCCUACAAGACAAAUUUUUAUUUUUAUUUAACAUUAAUGUCAAUUACCUUGAGUAAAAUUGUACCAACGUUUUGAAGGACUUUGCCCAACGGUGAAGCCAUUGAUAUUUACACCUAAGAAGGGCGAAACCAUUUAUGAAUAAUUGUUCAUUUUGUAAAAAGUUAGACGGGGUCAUAGCCAUUCUGUUUCCAGCUCACUAAGCUGCACCUUUCUUUGUAUAUAAGAUCCUUAAAACUGACGAGAUUCAUAUCAAUUUAUUAUGCGUCAUUGUAUAUAGCAUGCAUGGGGACGCCCAUUCAUUUCAGUGUUUUAAAGUAUUUUCAACUUUAAUUCUCAUUCAAUUCGCCAAACCUCUCAUUUGCUUUUUGCCACGUGUUCAAAACAAUCCGAAACUUUGAUUUUACUUGAUCCUUACGAAGACACUUAACCCUUUUAAAGGCAAUAUUUUAAACCAAUCUAAUUAGUAUUUCAGCUCUUUAUGUUUACUUUGCUUUUUCUUUUCAUAUACUGUGCUUGACUGUUCGUUUUUCCAUCUUGCAUCCGUAUUGGUUUUUACAAUCAUGUCAUUCGUUUUUUAUACUUCUAUAAUAAACAUAGGCCUACACAUAGACCGCAGUAAGCCAAUGCGCAUAAAUGCUAUCCGAAAACGUUCUCAUAGAAA
This is a messenger RNA of Patiria miniata (bat star), 2248 nucleotides long. RefSeq lists its product as uncharacterized. The transcript has 6 exons. Bases 145 to 1089 code for a protein of 314 amino acids. The record is from RefSeq and is a predicted model, not a curated record. Lineage: Eukaryota; Metazoa; Echinodermata; Asteroidea; Valvatida; Asterinidae.